AUGGGUUCUCAAAACUUUCUCUCUGUGGUGGCCAAGAAUAUCGAUGUCCUUAUUGGGCCAGUGAUUGCUCUUGUUUACCCUUUAUAUGCUUCAAUCAAAGCUAUAGAGACCAGGUCUCAAACAGAUGAUCAACAAUGGCUAACUUAUUGGGUUCUUUACUCAUUAAUCACUCUCUUUGAACUUACAUUCUCAAAGCCACUUGAAUGGUUCCCAAUAUGGCCAUAUGCUAGGCUAUUUGCCACAUGUUGGUUAGUACUUCCUUAUUUCAAUGGAGCUGCUUAUGUCUAUAAGCAUUUCAUCAGACCAUUUUACAGAAAUCCACAAGUUAAAAUAUGGUAUUUACCGCGAAAGAAAGGCAUUUUCAGUAAACCGGAUGAUAUUUUAACCGCUGCAGAGAAAUAUAUAGCAGAAAAUGGACCUGAAGAGUUCCAAAGGCUUAUAAGUAGGGCUGAUAGAGAAGCAAGAUCACGGAGGGGAGGUUAUACUAUUGUUGAUGAUAAUUAUGGGUAUUGA
Molecule: messenger RNA, 513 nt
Organism: Lactuca virosa
Lineage: Eukaryota; Viridiplantae; Streptophyta; Magnoliopsida; Asterales; Asteraceae
Source: the annotation of a GenBank genome assembly